AUGUCAACCGUUAUGUACGUGGAUACGAGACGGCAACAUAAAUGUGGAAAGAAUGAGAUUUGGGCUGAUUGCAAAGGAUGUGAAUUAAAAUGCGGUGAAAGCGAAUUUAUCUUGGCCAUUUUUUGCAUUACCGUUGACGGAAGGCCUAAGUGUGGAUCAAACGAAGAAUGGGUUCCACAUUGUGCCAGCGGAUGUGAAUUAGAUUGUGAUGAUGUUGAACCAAAUCAGUGGCUGGAAAAUGUUAAUAAGGAUGAGAUUUUUCUGCACGCAAUCGAGGAUCAAAUACUGAAAAAGUGGACAGAUUGCUCGAUUAGGAACAGAAAAUUGACAACAUUUUUGCGAAGUACAUAUGAGAAAGAAGCACGGAUUCAUCCCCUCUCGAUGCAGUCGUUAUUACACAGUGGAAGUUUUAUACUACCAAAAGUUGUCUUCAUACCUCCUUCUCAGGUUGUCACAUUGGUAGCCGAAUAUGAUGCAGACAUGACCAUUCAACAAUUGAUAAAGAUGCUUAUAAAAUCAGAAAAAAUCCGAGCGCAGGAAAGAAGGAUACGUUGCGCUGAUAAUUUGUUGUUGACAAUCACUAAUCAGAAACGCCCGAUGCAUAUGACGAAAAUCUUGUUUGAACUUGGAAAAGAUAUUGUUGCCAACAGUUUUAGUAUAACCGAGAAAGAUACUGAAAAAGUUCUUGCCACUCUUCUACCGAUAUUUGAAUGCAAUUUGUGCCGUUUCAAAACAGAAUCGCGGGUUGUUCUUGAAAUUCACAAGGAAGUACCACAUUUUAUCCGACGUAGAUAUCGUUGCUCUCACUGCUCCCAAUUCUUCGUUAAUUCCCGUAAAAUAAGAAGUCAUUUACGUAAAAAACACAACGUGAUAGCUCGUAACGAUUACUGGAAUGCGAUAUUAGAAUGUCCUUUUUGUGCAGUAGUGUGUAACAGCGAGUUGAGCUUAAAGAAACACAAAAAGCUCUGCCGUUUUGCAAAGACCGGAUUUACUAUGCUUGCAACGAAAAAGCAAGCUUCAUGUGCAAUCAGUGAAAAUAUGUGGAAUACAGGGACUUUUUGCGAUCUAUCGCGCCAGAAAUUCGAACACUCUACUUCGUUGGAGGAAAUAAAUCAGAAGGAAAUUGACCUCACUCAAAAACGAAACGCACAACAGUGGAUCCAAGAAGAUUUUUGA
Messenger RNA from Acanthocheilonema viteae, 1176 nucleotides. The record is from the annotation of a GenBank genome assembly. NCBI's taxonomy places the organism in Eukaryota, Metazoa, Nematoda, Chromadorea, Rhabditida, Onchocercidae.